CCCGGUCAUGUAUUUGCUAAACUGAUUGAUAAAAGAGGCUCGCGAAAUAUUUUAGAAUAUAUAAUCUGAAAGAGGAAACAUUUCUCUACAAAAUGCACGACCAAAUGAUAUUUUAACCGUGAAGGUGAUGGAACGGCCAUCAUAUCUUUUACCGGGACCAGAAAAUUUUUUGGUCCCGAUGCCCAUCUCUAGUCUGACCGUACCACUAGAUUGGGUUUGAAUGAUGAAACAGAUAGGGACUCUUUUAAAAUUAACAAAUAAGGUUAGAUGAAAAUAUGAUGUUCCGCACGGUUAAGCCAAGUCUUCUCGCUCAUCCGCUAGCGACACACGAGCGAAAGUAAGAAUAAAGCAUUACUUAACUAUAGAGGAGAUAUAAAGCAUUAGUGCAAAAGUGCACUUAUUUUCACAGCGCAAGGAAAGCCAACCAGCAUUUAUACAAUACCCGAAGACAACUGGCAACAUUCAAACACAAUGAAAACGUCUGCAUAUACAGAUGACAAAAAGCCAUUAUCGAAAGAUAUUGAAACAACCGCUGAUAACCUGAAAUUCGAGCAAGUAUGCUAUCUGAAUCUAACGGGUAAACUAGCAUCGAAAGAAGACAAAACGGCAAUCACUGAAGCCUUGAAGAUAAAUAAAACAUUGACUACGCUAUUCAUAGCCCAGAAUAAUAUAUCGGACCAAGCCGCAAUGGCGAUCGCUGAAGUAUUGAAGAUAAAUAAAACACUGACCACGCUUUCGAUAUCCGAGAAUAAUAUAUCGGAUCAAGGCGCAAUGGCCAUCGCUGAAGCAUUGAAGAUAAAUAAAACAUUGACUCAGCUUUCGAUAUCCGAGAAUAAUAUAUCGGGUCACGGCGCAAUGGCCAUCGUUGAAGCACUGAAGAUAAAUAAAACAUUGAUUACGCUGGAUAUAUCCCACAAUAAUAUAUCGAAUCAAGGCGCAAUGGCGAUCGCUGAAGCAUUGGAGAUAAAUAAAACACUGACUACGCUGUGGAUAUCCCAGAAUAAUAUAUCGGAUCAAGGCGCAAUGGCCAUCGCUGAAGCAUUGAAGAUAAAUAAAACAUUGACUCAGCUUUCGAUAUCCGCGAAUAACAUAUCGGAUCAAGGCGCAAUGGCGAUCGCUGAAGCAUUGAAGAUAAAUAAAACAUUGACUCAGCUUUCGAUAUCCGCGAAUAACAUAUCGGAUCAAGGCGCAAUGGCGAUCGCUGAAGCAUUGAAGAUAAAUAAAACACUGACUACGCUUUCGAUAUACAGGAAUAAUACAUCGAAAGAGAAGAUAGAAGGAAUUAAGCGAGCAUGGAAUAAGAGAUCAUUGGAUCUCUAUUGUUGA
Messenger RNA from Didymodactylos carnosus, 1326 nucleotides. The record is from the annotation of a GenBank genome assembly. NCBI's taxonomy places the organism in Eukaryota, Metazoa, Rotifera, Eurotatoria, Philodinida, Philodinidae.